Penicillium olsonii is the source of this 513-nucleotide messenger RNA. The record is from the annotation of a GenBank genome assembly. NCBI's taxonomy places the organism in Eukaryota, Fungi, Ascomycota, Eurotiomycetes, Eurotiales, Aspergillaceae.
AUGCUCCCAUCAAAUGUGGAAUACGACGAAGCGGACUACGAAGUUGAGCUGGCAUUAGUGAUUGGAAGACAAUGCAAGAAUGUUUCAGUCGCCGAAGCAGCAGACUACAUCUUAGGAUAUUCGGUUGCGAACGAUGUUACGGCGCGUAAGCAUCAGGAUAAGACCUCCCAAUGGUCCUACGCCAAAGGAAUGGAUGGAUUCUGCCCAUUGGGCCCAUGCAUUGUAUCUUCUCAGCUAGUUCCGGAUCCCAGGAUUUUGAACUUGAAGACAUCUCUGAAUGGGAAGAUUAUGCAAGAUGGUUCAGCCGAUGACAUGAUAUUCAGCAUACCGGAAAUCGUGUCAUAUCUCUCUCAGGGUCAUACCUUGAUGCCCGGUACAGUGAUCAUCACUGGUACACCUUGCGGCAUCGGUAUAUCGCAAAGUCCGCCACAGUUCCUUCAGCCUGGAGAUCAGCUAAGAGUUAGCAUCAGUCAUGGGUUGGGUACACAGAUAUGUGAGAUUGGGAGGGCUUAA